GUGCCGGAAGAGUAUGGCUUAAAGGAAGCUCUGAAGCCCUUACUUUUUUUUUCUAGACUAUAAUUUUAUUCAUCAAGGCAACUUUUACUCAUCUUUUCUGAUCAAGUGCAUAUAUCGAACGGGGAGAUUUCUCCAGAGGCACAGUGCUGAAGGGGCUCAGGGAUGUAGGAAGAAUUUGUGGUGCACUGUACGCCUUGGAAGAAGGUGAGCAGUGAGCCAUGGAUACACGGAUCUUCCCAAAGCCAGUUACGGGGCUGAUGAACACUUGGGCCAUACAACUCCUCGCUUUCUUUCUUCUACUUCCAUACACACAGGUCACUGGCACCAUCUUUGAAGAUUUGAUGUAUAAACAUGCUGAAUAUAAAGAAAACUGUACCAGAACCCUGGCAGCCACCUUACUCAAUGUAACUGGAAUAUACUGCAACGGGACGUUAGAUGUUUUUGCCUGUUGGCCACAUUCAUAUCCUGGGAAUAUAUCAGUGCCCUGCCCUCCAUAUUUACCAUGGAUUGAGGAAGGUUUUUCAGGAAAUGUUUAUAAAAUAUGUACUGCCAAUGGAACCUGGAAAACAGAAGAGAAUUCCAGCAUUAUCUGGCAAGAUAAGUCUGAAUGUAAAGAUCCAGGCUUUUUCGAAUAUAAGGAAGAUGAGUUAUUUCAAAAUUUGAUCUUGAGGAUCGUCUCAUUAAUUGGCUACACGUUGUCCUUAUUCAGCUUGAUUCUAGCCGUGCUUAUCAUGGGCCUGUUAAGGAAGCUUCACUGUACUAGGAACUACAUCCACAUGAACCUCUUUGUGUCCUUCAUGCUUAGAGCUAUGGCGGUUAUUAGCAAGGAAAUCAUAAUGUACAUCACAUACUCCACCAAGCCUGAUGAUGAAGCUGGAUGGAACAGCUAUCUGGAUUCUACGAAAGGCCUCCUCUGCAAAGCCUCCAAAGUGUCCAUGCAGUAUUUCGUGACCUGUAAUUACUUCUGGCUCCUGGUGGAAGCGAUUUUCCUUCAUACUCUCCUCUUUACUGCUAUGUUGACCAAGCGGAGGCUGCUGAAGAGAUACAUGCUGGUAGGAUGGGGGACUCCAUUCCUGUUUGUGAUACCUUGGACAGUGGCUAAAGCUCUGUAUGAAAAUAAAGGUUGCUGGGUCAUCACUAACAAAUGGAUCUGGUGGAUUAUUAAAGCUCCAAUUACACUGUCAGUUUUUGUCAUUUUUUGUAUAUUUAUCAGGAUCAUAAAACUGCUAAUGUCAAAAUUACAAGCUGAUCAAUUAAGGUGUACAGACUACAGAUACAGUUUAGCCAGAGCAACCAUGGUGUUGAUUCCAUUGCUUGGGAUCCAUGAAAUUCUUUUUAUGAUCCUCAUAGAUGAAUCUAUUGAGGGACAGCAUCUCUACGUGCGAAAUUUCAUCAAUUUAACCCUUAGUUCAUUUCAGGGAUUCUUGGUUGCUAUUCUGUACUGUUUUGCGAAUGGAGAGGUGCGCGCUGAGCUAAAAAACAGGUGGCAAGUGUUUGUCUCCAACCACAUGGAGGAUCACAACUGCUUCACGUGCAUGCACCCCAAAUAUUUAUGGAAAAAGUCACUGAAGGGAACUGGACGCCCCACAGAACACAGCGACUCAUAUGAGGAGCAAAGCCAUGCCCCUACACAGACCCAGCUCACUCAGGUGACCAUCCAAUCAAGUGCAGAGUUGUCCUGUGGACAGUGUGUAGGUCUGGAGCUCUCCAUAAGGAAGAGUCUGUCCAGCAGUGAUGGUGACAUGACUUUCGGUGAGACCAUGGAGGAGAUCGUGGAGAAGAAUCUGUUUUAACUUCCUCCCAGUUGUGACUCUUUCAUGGACCAGAGCUGGUGAAUUAUUUCAAUAAA
This is a messenger RNA of Clarias gariepinus (North African catfish), 1849 nucleotides long. RefSeq names its product glucagon-like peptide 2 receptor. The transcript has 13 exons. Gene Ontology annotation, cellular component: plasma membrane. Gene Ontology annotation, molecular function: glucagon receptor activity; peptide hormone binding. The record is from RefSeq and is a predicted model, not a curated record. Bases 219 to 1793 code for a protein of 524 amino acids. NCBI's taxonomy places the organism in Eukaryota, Metazoa, Chordata, Actinopteri, Siluriformes, Clariidae. Gene Ontology annotation, biological process: cell surface receptor signaling pathway; adenylate cyclase-modulating G protein-coupled receptor signaling pathway.